This is a messenger RNA of Myotis lucifugus (little brown bat), 2096 nucleotides long. RefSeq names its product axin 2 (gene AXIN2). Gene Ontology annotation, biological process: negative regulation of canonical Wnt signaling pathway. The record is from RefSeq and is a predicted model, not a curated record. The transcript has 10 exons. NCBI's taxonomy places the organism in Eukaryota, Metazoa, Chordata, Mammalia, Chiroptera, Vespertilionidae. The annotation marks the transcript as partial.
GUCCUUCAAGAGGAGCGACCCUGUUAACCCUUACCACGUAGGUUCCGGCUACGUCUUUGCACCAGCCACCAGUGCCAACGAUAGUGAGAUAUCCAGCGACGCACUGACUGACGACUCCAUGUCCAUGACGGACAGUAGCGUAGAUGGAAUCCCUCCUUACCGCGUGGGGAGUAAGAAACAGCUCCAGAGAGAAAUGCAUCGCAGCGUGAAGGCCAAUGGCCAAGUGUCUCUACCUCAUUUCCCGAGAACCCACCGCCUGCCCAAGGAGAUGACCCCCGUGGACCCCGCUGCCUUCGCGGCCGAGCUGAUCUCCAGGCUGGAGAAACUGCAGCUGGAGCUGGCGAGUCGGCACAGCCUGGAGGAGCGGCUGCAGCAGAUGCGCGAGGAUGAAGAGAAGGAGGGGUCCGAGCUCGUGCUGGGCUUGCGGGAGGGGGCGCCCCCCCAGCACCCCCUCUCCCUCCUGCCCUCCGGCAGCUACGAAGAGGACCCGCAGACGAUUCUGGACGACCACCUGUCCAGGGUCCUCAAGACCCCGGGCUGCCAGUCCCCCGGCGUGGGCCGCUCCAGCCCCCGCUCCCGCUCCCCCGACCACCACCAUCACCAGCCGCUGUACCACCCCCUGCUGCCCCCCGGGGGCAAGCUGCCCCCCGCCGCCUCGCCAGCCGGCUGCCCCCUCCUCGGGGCCAAGGGCUUCGUGACCAAGCAGACCACGAAGCACGUGCACCACCACUACAUCCACCACCACGCCGUCCCCAAGACCAAGGAGGAGAUGGAGGCGGAGGCCGCACAGCGGGUGCGCUGCUUCUGUCCCGGGGGCCCCGAGUAUUACUGCUACCCCAAGUGCAAAAGCCACCCCAAGGCUCCGGAGCCCGGGCCUGCCGAGCAGUUCGGGGUAAGUGUUCGGGACGGCAGCCGAGGCAGCACCCUGCCCAGGCGCAGUGGCAGAGCCGCCCAGCCCAGCCCGGCCCCGGCCGCCAGGGAAGGAGCCGGGCUGCAGCUGCCCAGGGAGGACGGAGACAGGUCGCAGGAUGUCUGGCAGUGGAUGCUGGAGACCGAGCGGCCGAGCAAGCCCAGGCCCCAUAGCCGCCGGAGCACAAAAAAGGCCUCCCCCCUGGAGUCCGUCCGUGUGCCCCCCGCCGAGCGAGCCAGCCGGCACCACCUGUGGGGGGGCAGCAGCGGGCACUCCCGAGCCUCCGCCCGCGCCCACCUGUUUACCCAGGACCCUGCGAUGCCCCCCCUGACCCCUCCCAACACCCUGGCCCAGCUGGAGGAGGCCUGCCGCAGGCUGGCUGAGGUGUCCAAGCCCCCGAAGCAGCGGUGCUGCAUGGCCAGCCAGCAGAGGGACAGGAACCACGCGGCCACUGGUCAGACAGGAGCCGCGCCCUUCUCCGCCCCCGGCCUGGCCGCAGAAGAUCACAAAGAGCCAAAGAAGCCAGCGGGGGUCCACGCGCUCCAGGCCAGCGAGCUGGUCGUCACGUACUUCUUCUGUGGAGAAGAGAUUCCAUACAGGAGGAUGCUGAAGGCUCAGAGCUUGACCCUGGGCCACUUUAAAGAGCAGCUCAGCAAAAAGGGAAAUUAUAGGUAUUACUUCAAAAAAGCCAGCGACGAGUUUGCCUGUGGCGCGGUGUUUGAGGAGGUCUGGGACGACGAGACGGUACUCCCCAUGUACGAAGGCCGGAUCCUGGGCAAAGUGGAGCGGAUUGACUGAGUCUGCGGGUCUGGCCGUGGCCGGCCGCGGGAGCCCCGCAAGCGGUCCGGGACGUGAGCCACCGCCAUGCGACACAAAGAAGGAAUUUUAAAAAAAUAAAAAUGAAGACAAAGUCUAGGGAAGAGCUGGCCACUGGGCCUUCGGAGGGUGGGGGGAGGGUGGUUUUUCAUUAUUCAUGGGCUGGGUACUGAGAUAAGAAGAGCCUGAACUAUUUAUUAAAACCAUGACCACUCCUGGCUAUUGAAGAUGCUGACUGUAUCUGAGAGACGGCCAUCCGUAAUAUAUGACUUCCUAGGGACCUGAACCCAUAAACUAAGAGAAACUGUGUAUAGCUUCCCUGAACAGGAGCCCUUACUGAUAUUUAUUGAACAAGUGAUUACCCCUGCCC